CUAGGACGCCCCGUGGAGCUGCUGCGAUACAUAGAUAUAAAUAUAUAAAGAUAUAGAUAUAAAGACCACCAUGUAUCGUUAAAAGCUGCUGUUUGACCCGCUCAGGUUUGAUAUUCCGGGGCUCGAACCCCCGACACACCGAGGAUCAUGGCGUCCACCGCGGCAGGGAAGCAGCGGAUCCCCGAGGUGGCGAAGGUGAAGAACGAAGCUCCUGCCGAGGUGCAGAUCACCGCCGAGCAGCUGCUGAGAGAAGCCAAGGAGAGGGAGCUGGAACUUCUGCCGCCCAAGCAGGAGAUUACCGUCAAGGAGGAGCUCAACGACUCCAAGCUGAGGAAGAGGAAGGUAAACCUGCUUCCAGGCUCCGUUAUCUUGAAACAAACACCACAGUUUAGUGUCUUGACUUCACGCUGA
Messenger RNA from Cololabis saira (Pacific saury), 411 nucleotides. RefSeq names its product crooked neck-like protein 1. The record is from RefSeq and is a predicted model, not a curated record. NCBI's taxonomy places the organism in Eukaryota, Metazoa, Chordata, Actinopteri, Beloniformes, Belonidae. The transcript has 2 exons. Bases 148 to 411 code for a protein of 87 amino acids.